This is a messenger RNA of Mesorhabditis spiculigera, 1353 nucleotides long. The record is from the annotation of a GenBank genome assembly. NCBI's taxonomy places the organism in Eukaryota, Metazoa, Nematoda, Chromadorea, Rhabditida, Rhabditidae.
AUGUCGCUGUGGUCCGAUGAAUUUAUCGUCGGCGUCUCCUAUGUCGGGAUCGGGCUCGUCGGGUUUAUUUGUAACCUAGCUACAGUGGUAAUGAUCGGCACGAAUCGUGUCUAUCGACUAUCCGCCUAUACCAUUAUGGCCAACAUCGCCCUGGCCGAUAGUAUAAUGAUGCUAAUAGCAGGUGUUGCCUGUGGUUGCGCGCUGAUAUGGCCGGAAAACGAGCAGCUGGCCCCAACUCUAAUUCCGCAUGCAAAUUACACAAAUGCUACGUUGAUAACAUCACCAUUCCAACGGGAAACCAUUCGAACGUUGCUUUCUUUAUGUGAGAUUGCAGCUUGGAGCGCAGGAGUGAUUAGCUAUGCAUUACUAGGUAUGAACCGUUGCAUUGCCAUCUGCUACUACGGCACGAAAGCCCGGAUCUUGAAUCGAGUUUCCGUGGCCAUCAUCGCCUCCAUCUUCACCUGGGUCCUUGGCGGUUCUAUCGCAAUCCUCGGCAGCAUGCCCGAACCCCUAAUGGGGAUCCGUCGCGAAAUGUGGUCGUUCAGCUUCACCCAGCUCCAUGGCGAUCGAGCCCAGCUCUUCCUUCUCCUCAUGCUCGCCAUCAACGGAGCGGGCGUGGGAGCGCAGUGGGUGUGCUCGUCGUUGGUGAUGCUCCGCAUCAGACGCGUCAAGCAGAAGAUCUCGCGCAAUAAGAUCAACCAGAAUAGCGCGAAUCGCUUCAAGAAACAGGCGAGACUAACCUUCCAAUUCUUCUACCCAUCACUCCUCUGCACCAUCGCUUCUCUCGUCUAUUUCUGCAAACCAUACAUCGUUGACAAGUUGUGGCCCUGGCAAUUGGUCGCCUUACAUUUGAUCUGGCUUUGCAAUCACGCCUGCAAUCCAUUCAUCUAUGCGUACUUCAAUGAUCGGAUGAGGUUGACAUAUAGAGAAAUGAUGACCUGUGCACAACUACGGUAUCACUUGCGAAAGAAACGGAUAAGCCGUGGCUUCCGCCAUAACCCAAGGCAUAAUGUGUCCAGGCGUUCAAACGCACCUAAAUCGACCAGAAUGUCCGCUCGUUCUGGGAGAAGUCGUGAUGGGAACUUUGUGCGAAACAGCUUACAGCUUCAAUCCCGUGAUUUCGAGCAGCUUUGCGAGUUUAUAAUGAGGGUCAAUCCACUCUACGAUUCAUCUGAGGGCUGGCGCGAAAGCAGCGACGACGAUGAUUUUGCCCCGGAGAUAACAAAACCGCCAGAGUCGAUGAAUGGGGAUAGUAUUGAGAAUGUAUCAACACGGGAGACGAGAUCGAUUGUAUUGGGGCUCGGCAGGCAGACCGUUGAGCACUGGGUGCGGUUCGCCAAAAAAGCCUCUAUU